Molecule: messenger RNA, 1608 nt
Organism: Exserohilum turcica Et28A
Lineage: Eukaryota; Fungi; Ascomycota; Dothideomycetes; Pleosporales; Pleosporaceae
Exons: 3
Coding region: 237-1583 (448 amino acids)
Biological process (GO): tetrahydrofolate biosynthetic process
Cellular component (GO): mitochondrial envelope
Molecular function (GO): dihydropteroate synthase activity; 2-amino-4-hydroxy-6-hydroxymethyldihydropteridine diphosphokinase activity
Source: RefSeq, a predicted model, not a curated record
CAGCAUCCAGUGCCCGGCUGUCCAGUCGAGCGCUUGAAAAUUUUCACACAGCACCUAGCACUCGCGGGGCAUAUUCACCUGCACUCAACCUUCAUAAUGGAAGCUCUUGGCGCCUAUUGCGAGCGCCGCAGCCAUGCACUCCAGCAACAGGAAGAGGAAGAAGAAAAAUAUCGAGUCUAAGCGGCGGUACCGAGCCUCUGAAAAACAAACAUGUCUUCGUUGCUCUGGGCAGCAACAUGGGCGACAGGACCGCCAUGAUUGAGCAGGCAUGCCGGGAAAUGGAGGCGAGUGGGAAAAUCCGCAUCGUGCAGACCAGCAGCCUGUGGGAAAGCAAGGCCAUGUACGUGCUUGAUCAAGACAAUUUUGUCAAUGGUGCUUGCGAGAUAGAAACCAGUCUCUCACCCCUCGAGCUCCUCGACGAGCUACAGGCCAUUGAGCAGCGAAUGGGCCGCGUGAAGCUCAUCGACAAAGGCCCGCGAAACAUCGACCUGGACAUUCUGCUCUUCGGCGAAACCCAGCAUGCAGACGACCGGCUCCAGAUCCCGCAUGCACUGAUGUUUGAACGGGAAUUCGUCUUGCGGCCGCUCAGCGAACUCAUACCGCAGGAUAACACCCUCGCCCUCCCAUUCGAGCACUCACACAUUCACGAGCGUCUAGCCUCCCUCCCCAAACCCGAUGCUCCCCUUGUGCCGCUGGUCCCUCUCAGCCCCUCUCUCUCCCCCAUGUCGUCUGCACUCACCCACCCCGCCACACGCAUCAUGUCAAUCCUGAACGUAACCCCGGACUCGUUCUCAGACGGCGGCCAGAACUACCAGCGGGACCCGGAAACGCUCCGCGGCACCAUCACCGCACACAUUGACGCAGGCGCCACCAUCAUCGACGUAGGCGGGCAAUCGACGCGGCCCGGCGCGCGAGAAGUCAGCGAGGAAGAGGAACUCGCGCGCGUUCUCCCCGCCAUCAAACUCAUCCGCUCGAUACCGCAAGCCCACGGCAUCGCUAUAAGCGUGGAUACGUACCGUGCGAGUGUAGCAGAACAAGCCAUAGCCGCAGGCGCGAACAUGAUCAACGAUGUGAGCGCCGGCGCAAUGGACGACGCUAUGCUGGGCACCAUGGCGAAACUAGGAUGUACAGUGUGUCUGAUGCACAUGCGGGGCACGCCAACGACCAUGACGACGCCAGCGCUGACGUCGUAUCCAGAUGGCAUCGUGGAAACAGUCGGGCGCGAGCUGCGCGAUUGUCUCCGCGCAGCGCAGAACGCGGGCGUGCGCCGCUGGCGCAUCAUGCUCGAUCCGGGCAUUGGCUUUGCAAAGACGCGAGACCAUAAUCUCGACUUACUGCGCCGCCAGUGCGAACUCGCGUCGUACCCCGGGUUAGAGCGGUUACCCUGGCUGGUGGGGACGAGCCGCAAGGCGUUUAUAGGUCAUGUCACGGGUGUGAAGGAUGCGCAGGAACGUGUAUGGGGGACUGCGGUGGCGGUCUCGGCUGCGAUACAGGGAGGUGCGGAUAUCGUGCGUGUGCACGACGUGAAGGCCAUGGCGCAGGUGGCUAAGAUGGCGGAUGCGCUGUGGAGACACGGUUCUUGACACCCAUUAACAUAGUCCGUUUGUA